Messenger RNA from Strigops habroptila (Kakapo), 2854 nucleotides. RefSeq names its product CWC15 spliceosome associated protein homolog (gene CWC15). Gene Ontology annotation, cellular component: catalytic step 2 spliceosome. Gene Ontology annotation, molecular function: RNA binding. Gene Ontology annotation, biological process: mRNA cis splicing, via spliceosome. NCBI's taxonomy places the organism in Eukaryota, Metazoa, Chordata, Aves, Psittaciformes, Psittacidae. The record is from RefSeq and is a predicted model, not a curated record. The coding region runs from base 115 to 807 and encodes 230 amino acids. The transcript is spliced from 7 exons.
CGUCCCGUUGUGUGUGCUGGGCCCCGCGCGGUGCAUUGUGGGUGCUUGGCGGAACGAUGGCGGUGGCGUAGGGCCUGUGUAGCGCGGGGAGUGCGGAGGCCGCGGUUAGUUAAAAUGACGACAGCGGCGAGGCCAACGUUUGAACCUGCAAGAGGAGGAAGAGGAAAAGGUGAAGGAGACUUAAGUCAGCUAUCCAAACAGUAUUCCAGCAGAGACCUUCCUUCUCAUACUAAAAUCAAAUACAGACAGGCCACUCAGGAUGCUCCUGAGGAGGUGCGUAACCGGGAUUUCAGAAGGGAGCUGGAGGAGAGAGAACGUGUCGCUGCAAGAGAGAAGAACAGAGACAGGCAAACCAGAGAACACACAACAUCAUCUUCUGUGUCUAAGAAGCCUCGGCUAGACCAGAUUCCAGCAGCAAAUCUUGAUGCAGAUGAUCCCCUUACUGAUGAAGAUGAUGAAGAUGAGGACUUGGAAGACAGCGAUGAUGAUGACACUGCAGCUCUUCUGGCUGAACUGGAGAAAAUCAAGAAAGAACGAGCUGAGGAACAGGCUCGAAAGGAACAAGAGCAAAAGGCUGAAGAAGAAAGAAUUCGGAUGGAGAACAUACUGAGUGGAAACCCACUGCUGAACCUUACCGGCCCAGCACAGCCUCAGGCAAACUUCAAAGUGAAGAGGAGAUGGGAUGAUGAUGUUGUCUUCAAGAAUUGUGCCAAGGGUUUAGAUGAAUCCAAAAAGGACAAAAGAUUCGUGAACGAUACUCUGCGAUCAGAAUUCCACAAAAAAUUCAUGGAAAAAUAUAUCAAGUAGUACAGUUUUAUGUGCAGUGGUGCUGAAGGACUCGGAAGGUCAUGAGUGUUCCCUCCUUUUCCCUCAGAAUUCAAGGCUGAAUACUUGGUCACGAAUUCCCAAAUGCUUUUCCAAGAUCAUCAACAGCUUCAUAAUUCAUAAUUGCUGUGUAUCUGGAGUUUUUAUUCCUGCAGUAUGACUUCAUUUUCAGUUCUAAUUAAAUCAGUUUGCGUUUCAUGAAUGUUUUUCUGUUCAUACACAUUUACUUUUUACUGGCUGCCUCGUCAAUGGUGGAGAAAAGCUGGUUUGCAAUAAAUACUUCCAGUUGCUUAAAUUGCUUUCCAAAGCAACCCGUAUUUGUACUGAUGGUGGUUUGUAACUUCUGCUACUUACGUAAACAUCAGUAUUAUCAAAGAUGGGGAAUGGCUGAGUAUGAUAAGCAGCGUGAACUGAAGAGAGCUAUAUGUUCUGCAGCAAAUUGGACUUCCUCUGAAUAGCUUCUUAGAAACUUAGUUAAUAAUCUUCCUUUUUACUUUCUUUUACUGUCAACCAGGUUCUGGUUUUGGGAGGUAGCUCCAGGUUCUUAGCAGUCCUGCUUCCUGGGCUCUCCUGGCUCAGCACUUGUGGAGCAGCACCAGGUAAUGCUCGGGGAGCCUUGAGCAGGGGAUGCUCUGUGGAACCAUCGCAGUUUUCCAUUGCAGUGCUGUGUCCCUCAGCCACAGCCACGUGGCUGCAUGGUUCAGUCUGUGUGUGCGUGGUUCAUUACCAACAGUGUUGUCAGAAACUUGCAAGUGAGUGUUUUUAUUAAAGGAGUGAUCUCUUCAAGAUAACAAAGUUUGCUUCUUGAAUGUCCAUCCUAAUGCUUAAUAGGACAGUAUAAAAUAUGAACAAAAAAUAUCUUGGUUGUAAAGGGAUUUUUUUUCUCUUCUUUUCAUCAUCUUGGUUGCAUUUGAAAUCAUGGCCAAGUGAUGCACUGGGUUAUGAACCUAAUGUUUGAAAAAUGUGGUAGUUUCCUCUCUACCCAGAGGUUACAGCAGCAGAACUCGGAUGUGUUUAUGUAAAAUUCUCACCCUUUUCCUUGCCUGUGUUAUGCUCAGUCUUGUUCAUUCUCCCAGACACCGUUUCAUAGUAAUGUUAUUAUUUUCAAAUUCUUAAUUUGAAAAUAGAUCUGGUUUUCUUUUAAAGAGAGUAAAUGUAGAGCACAGUGUUUAAUUUUUGUUGGGCAUGUCUCUGGUAUCCUGUAAAAGCUUUCAUUACCUUUAGCUGUGUUUUCCACCCUUUCAUUAGUUUCCUAAUGCCAGCAGCUAAUACUCGUAUUUAAUUGGAAGCAAGAUUUUCAGUGUGCUUAAGGUCAUGUGAGCUCCUACAUGGAGGAAUAUGUGUUUGUUUCUUCACAGAAACACAAAGAGUGUGUUCAGCCUGGAGAAGAGAAGGCUCUGGGGAGACCUUAUAGCAGUCUUCCAAUGCCUAAGGGGGCCGACAAGAAAUCUGGAGAGGGACUUUUUACAAGGGUAUGUAGUAAUAGAACAAGGGAGAAUGGUUUUAAACUGAAAGAGGGGAGUUUGAGAUUAGGUAUUAGGAAGAAAUUCUUCCCUGUGAGGGUGCUGAGGCGCUGGCACAGGGUGCCCAGAGAAGCUGUGGCUGCCCCAUCCCUGGCAGUGUUCAAGGCCAGGUUGGACACAGGGGCUUGGAGCAACCUGCUCUAGUGGAAGGUGUCCCUGCCCAUGGCAGGGGGUUGGAACUGGAUGAGCUUUAAGAUCCCUUCCAACCCAAACCAGUCUGGGAUUCUUCUUCAAACUGCCUCAUGAUUCUUGGAAGCAGAAAAAGAGUUUUUAAUUCUCUAUUUUAAAGUUACUAAAAUCUAUAGGCAGCUUAUUUAGAAGAGGAAAGAAGCAAAGAGCUGUACUUGCGAGGGUCUGGCAGUGGAGAAGCCAGCUACUGCUUCAGGUCUGACCAACAGCAUGGUUGUCACAGCAACGACAAAAUUACACUGCUCUUGCAGUAUUACAAGAUGUAAUCACUGUGCCAAAGCGAGCGUGCAGUUGUAUCGGAGAGGGGGAGAUGCAGC